ACAGACAGUAAGCUCAUGUCACAGCUGCACACACACACACAGGCUGAAACACGUCUCAGGUGUGUGGAAGUUAUUCACGAGAAGACGCAGCGCUCCCUACAUCUGCAGAGAAACACACAGAAAGAGACGCUGUGGACAUUUAAAGCAGCCCCUCACCCUGAACAAGGUCCUGGCCCUCAAACAGCCCUCCUGCAUUUUGGUCCCUGCAAAGCUGUCGGACCCCGCAAGUAUAGUGGAAUACCAUUUUUUUGGGACCCCGUGAAUCAGCCUCCUCAGAAAGCGACUCCUCUCGGCUCGACUGGCUGCUCCUUUGAGCUCGGCACAAUGCGAAGUUUGUUCUCAGUGACGCUGCUGCUGCUCCUGGCCCUGACGCUCGCCGCCGAGGCCAACAAAAGAGCCAAAGCUCACAAAGGUAAAAAUCCUAAGAGCCCGCCAGAGUGCUCCCCUGAAGAGGUCCAGUAUGGGAAAUGUGUCCCACAAAAAGGGGACUGUGGAGACGGACUGAGAGACGUCUCCUGCAAAGAUCUGAACGACAAGAUUCACUGCAAGAUCCCGUGCAACUGGAAGAAGGACAUCAGUGACUGCAAGUACAAGUUCGGCCAGUGGGGAUCCUGCGACGCCAACACCAACACCAAGAGCAGAUCAGGAACGCUGAAGCGUGCGCUGUUCAACGCCGACUGUCUAGCCACCGUCAAGGUUACCAAACCCUGCUCCCCCAAAGUCAAGAAAACCAGAGGGGACAAGAAGUCAAACUAACGGAUGAACGGACACAGAAGAUGGCAGAUUCCCUUCUCUGCCUCCAGUUGAACAAUCGUCUUCCAUCCUUCAUCAAACACAAAAGAAACAGAGAGACUCCUCCAAAACACGCCAACCACCUUCAGAUUUUUAUCCUCCUUUGACUUUUCUUCUUGUUUUACCGAUUCUGAUUCGAUGUUCUUGUGUUUAUUAAAAUGCGGAAAGCUUUUCCAGAACCCUCCCUCUAGAUAAGAAUGAAUAAUAACUGCCCUGGUAGCUGAUAGUUUGUUUUAACAGUGAGUUUCAGGUAGUCCUAAAAAGCUUUGACAGUAGCCGAAGUUAAUGUUCCGGUCGGGAAAUUCUCCUCAAUGGUCCGGGACGUCAGGAACUGGACCGUAAAGAGUUCUGUUUAGAGUCACGUUUAAGAUAUGUAAAAAACAAUAAUUAGAAAGGCUUGGAUGGAUCUGUAACGGCAAAAUCCAAUAUAAAAUCUAUUUUUUGAACUAUAGAUUGUUGCAAGAUGAGACUUGUAUAAAUGAACAAAUUAAAUACUGUACAUUGUUUUGGUGAAGA
Molecule: messenger RNA, 1308 nt
Organism: Micropterus salmoides (largemouth bass)
Lineage: Eukaryota; Metazoa; Chordata; Actinopteri; Centrarchiformes; Centrarchidae
Gene: mdkb
Product: midkine b
Exons: 7
Coding region: 16-756 (246 amino acids)
Molecular function (GO): growth factor activity
Source: RefSeq, a predicted model, not a curated record